Solanum lycopersicum (tomato) is the source of this 2305-nucleotide messenger RNA. The record is from RefSeq and is a predicted model, not a curated record. Lineage: Eukaryota; Viridiplantae; Streptophyta; Magnoliopsida; Solanales; Solanaceae.
UCUAUCCCCCACUCCCAUUCAUUCAUUCUCAACAAGCUACAACUUUUUUUAAAAAAAAGCAGAGUGAGCAGUGGGACCAACCAAUGGCUAGAGCCAGUAUUGGCUCAGCCACUCCUAUCUCCUCCUCCUUCCACCGUCUCAAAAAACUCUCUAAUUCUUCCCCUCCCUUACACGUCACCUUCCGCCGCCAUUUAAAUACUAGCUGCGCCACCACAAUGUCGGACGGCAAGGCUCCUCACCCAUCACUACAAGUCACAGGCGGAGCUCGACACAAGUUUUUAUCUGCUUUUAAAUCCCUUCAUAAUCCAUACAAUCCCUAUCCCAUCGUCUCUGGAAAUCGCCAUAUAGAAACUAUUUUUGCAGCUUUCUUUAGGGACGUUCCUGACCUUCGUCUCCGCCGAGAGUGUUUGCGGACUAAGGAUGAUGGUUCCAUCGCUCUCGAUUGGGUAUCCGGCGACGAUCGCAGCUUACCUCCCGACUCCCCGCUGCUCAUUUUGCUUCCAGGUCUGACUGGGGGAAGCGAUGACUCGUACGUGAGACAUAUGCUGCUGAGAGCUAGAAGUAGGGGUUGGAGAGUUGUGGUGUUCAAUAGUAGAGGAUGUGGUGAUAGUCCUGUGACAACUCCCCAGUUCUAUUCAGCUUCAUUUCUUGGUGAUAUGUAUGAAGUGGUGGCACAUGUCAGCAAUCGCUAUCCAGCGGCAAAUUUAUAUGCAGUAGGUUGGUCUCUUGGAGCAAAUAUUCUUGUUCGCUACUUGGGACAGGAAUCUCAUUCUUGCCUUCUCUCAGGUGCUGUUUCCUUGUGCAAUCCUUUCAAUUUGGUCAUUGCAGACGAAGAUUUUCACAAGGGCUUUAACAAUGUCUAUGACAAAGCAUUAGCAAAUUCUCUUCGCAAAAUUUUCAAAAAGCAUGCUCUACUGUUUGAAGAUAUGGAAGGUGAAUUUAAUAUAUCAUUAGCUGCCAAUGCAAAAACUGUUAGAGAAUUUGAUGAUGGACUGACACGAGUUUCAUUUGGAUUCAAGUCCGUGGAUGAUUACUAUUCUAACUCAAGUAGCUCAGAUUCCAUUACAAAUGUCUGUACACCUCUGCUUUGUAUCCAAGCUGCAAAUGAUCCAAUUGCUCCAGCUAGAGGAAUCCCUCGUAAAGAUAUUGAGGAUUAUGUUUCAAGUAUGAAGAAAAAAGACAUUGGCAAGUGGCAACAAAGUAAAUUAUGCUCAACUCCAUUUCAUUUUUAUCUAGUAGAUUAAUAAUAUUGCAUCUCAAAUUGGAUGUCUUCUUGACUUGGCAUGUGUCUCAAGAGGAGCUAAAAUAAAUAUCUUUGGUGGUAUAUGGAAAGACAAGUAAGGAUCCAGUAAUGACUUAUUGAUUUACUUAUGGAAAAGGAUCAAUUUGUUUAUGAAAGAGUUAUUAGCCCUAAUUUAAUUUGUGUGCUUUAAAAAGUAUACAAGAAGGCUAUUCUCACACACCAAACAUUAGUUUGAGAAUAAAAGAUGAUAGGUGGAUAUUCUUGGAGGGAGCAUCUUUAAGUGUAACUAGAAAGACUGACUAAUGACUAUGAUCCUCUAAAUUAAUAUGAAAUACUCUAAUUUAUGACCCCGUCAGUGGGAUUACACGGGGUAUGUUAUUGUUGAUAGUAUCGUAGGGAGUGAAAUUUUAUUGAUAGAUGCCUGCAAUAAGAAGAUGCUGGCAAGAGGGGUUACAACCCAUCAGUUGCAGUGCAACCUAUUUUUAAGGAUAAUUACACUUUUUUUUCCUUAAAAAGUUUGACGAAUCUUUUCCUUCUAGAUAGUCUGCUAAAUUGCUGUUGGAAUUGACUUCCAAAUGUACCUUUGCAUUGUUCAUUUGAUCCCUAAGGUGUUAAAGAAGCCCUAGUACAAAUUGUAAUCAACACUUGAAAAUAAGUUAAUUUGGGUUUGAUUCAUUUAUCAAGUGGUUUCACAUAAAUUGGACGAAGUGUAUUGUAUCUUAGUGCAUUAAGCUAGUUGGCAUUAAAGAAGCUAUCACAUGCUAGUUGAGACUUGAGACCAGUCUAGGAGAAUCAACUCAGGGGCAGAAUCUACAGUAUAAACGUUGAGCAGGUUCAACUGAAUAAGUAGCUUCAGUUGAGAUCCCAAUAAAUACGUGUUAAAAAACAUUAGAUAGGGACAAAUAAUAUGUUCUGAAGCAAAAAAUCAAAUGAACUAUGGGUUCAGAAGAUACAAACCCAUAAAGUUCAAAUCCUGAAUCUGACUCUUGUUCAAUUGUAUGAGUGCCUACACAAUGUAUUAAGUUUGUUCUUGAAGACAUACAUUGCAGCUAAUCUUUGUGU